Protopterus annectens (West African lungfish) is the source of this 1891-nucleotide messenger RNA. It is a transcript of the gene STPG1, whose product is annotated as sperm tail PG-rich repeat containing 1. The transcript has 9 exons. Gene Ontology annotation, biological process: epigenetic programing of male pronucleus. Lineage: Eukaryota; Metazoa; Chordata; Ceratodontiformes; Protopteridae. Gene Ontology annotation, molecular function: histone binding; chromatin binding. The record is from RefSeq and is a predicted model, not a curated record. The coding region runs from base 129 to 1157 and encodes 342 amino acids. Gene Ontology annotation, cellular component: female pronucleus; germinal vesicle; male pronucleus.
GUUGCCAGUGGUAAUGGAUUGUUUACCAAAUCUGUUUCCACAUGCUUCAUAAAAGCACACAGGGAACCAAGGGGAUUUUAUGGAAUAUAAAGCUGUCACCAUUCUGAUCCUACUACAAUCCUUCUGAAAUGGCAACAGACACCAUUCAGUCAUUAAAUUCAGAUUACCGAAUGCUUCAUGCUGCGGAGCAUGGGAAGCUACAUAAAGGUAACGCAUUAUGUUCAUCCAUGGUCUCAGUUCCUUCUAAGUACCGAACAAUGUUUAUCAGUGACACUGAAAAAAGGGGAUUCCAGUCUCAGAUGAAGAGAUUUCGAUAUGAAAGUAACCAGAAUGAAAACCCUGGUCCAGGUUCAUACAAUGUAACUCACAGCCCAGCUGAAAGUCAUAGCACCUCAUGGUCAAAGAAAGGAACUGGAAGCUUUGCAUCUAAGGCUUCUAGAGUUCCUCGUAGUAGAGCAAUUAAAACUCCUGCAGCAAAUACUUACAACAUUUCAACAUCGAUCUUGUCUAGAAAAGACUUCAGCAAAGGACCAUCCAGUGUGUUUCAUCAGCCUAUUGCUGUUAAAGUAGAAAACAAAAAGAAUUGGACCCCAGCCCCAAAUCAGUAUGAGGUGUCUGAUGAAUAUUGUCGAAGGACCAACAAUGCAUCAGCUCAGUCGUCAUUUCUGUCAAAAAGCAGGCGAGAAGUGUUACCUCCUGCAGCCCUGAAGGGACCUUCCCCUUGCCAUUACAGAGUUAAAGAUUCCUUGACAAAGUGUUCUUCUAGGACACCAGUUUCUUGUUUCAGAUCUACAACUGCCCGCAUUCAGAAUGACAAUCUUCAAGCGACUCCUGGGCCAGGAACAUAUGAUCCUUAUCAGCCUACAGCACUAAUGACAAAGAUGAUAUUCCCAAAGAUACACUACUUGAGCAUUUCUGCUCCAGCAAUUCCACCACCCAGAACACCCCCUCUGCCUGGGCCGGGUCAGUAUGACAUCGUGGAUUAUGAAGGACCACCAAAACAUUAUAUGUCCAGUGCAGUAUUUGUGUCAAACACAAGCCGCUGGAAUGCAGAUGCCACUGGAAACAGUAUACUUGGGCCAGGUUUUUAUGAGCCUGAGAAACCUGGGAAGCAGUCAUUUCUUUACAAUUCAGGAAAUAAGUGGGUUCCAGCCUGAAACAACCUGCUAUGACGUCCGAAUACAAGACUGGGGACACUAUAUUUAAUACCUUUAUGUGUUGUCUGUUGUUCUGUUUAAUGAAUUGUAUGCUUCCAAACAAGACAAAGAAUCUCCCUUUAGUACGGAUACUGAUCUCAUAAACAUUUAAACAUUUGCUAACAAAUGGAUCAAGCAGCUAGAUAGAACAGACAAAUGUAAGAUUUGGUGAAUCUGUAGCCCCUAGCAUGACACGCCUCAGCUAUCCAUACUGUGUACUAUUCCUUCUUAUGCUGCUGAUGUAAAAUCAGUGAGAACAAAACUAGUGUGAUCCACUGGAAAAAGCAAAGCACACAAGCAGAAACAUUCAGUUCACAGGUUUCUUACUGGGUUGCAUUGCAGCAGUCAUGUUGUCUCCUGUUUCCUCAGUGAACCAAUAUACAAAACUAACGAGACAGAUGAACAUCUCUGAACGUGACACUGCUACAGAGCGAACAUGCUUUAUCAAUAGCUAUUAAAUUAUUUCAAACUAUACAGAUUAUGUAAUAGUGAAGUAAACUAAAAUUUACAAGUUAGGAAUUUUUUUUAAAGCAUAAAAUAGCAAUAAAAGUUAAGUUUGCUAAAGACAUGAAUGUCAUUAUUUUUACUAUGGGUUGCCAUAAUUAAAAGAUUUCCAACAGACUUGUUAUAUAAUGUUGGAAACUACGUCUCUCCUUCAUUAAAAACUUGUUAUGACCAAAUUAAGUAUAUUAGUC